Molecule: messenger RNA, 2213 nt
Organism: Galeopterus variegatus (Sunda flying lemur)
Lineage: Eukaryota; Metazoa; Chordata; Mammalia; Dermoptera; Cynocephalidae
Gene: DELE1
Product: KIAA0141 ortholog
Exons: 13
Coding region: 59-1612 (517 amino acids)
Molecular function (GO): protein binding
Source: RefSeq, a predicted model, not a curated record
GUCCCGUGGUUUGGCCGCGCUCUGUUGGCUGCGAGUUCUCUGUGGUGCUGGCAACAACAUGUGGCGCCUCCCGGGACUCCUGGGCCGAGCUCUUCCCCGUUUGCUGGGACCUGGCCUCCGGGGGGUGACUCCCAAGUCCCCUAGCCCAGAUGGGCCUCAGGCUUCCUCCUCCACCCUGCUGGUUCCCGUGCCCAACUUUGACAGGUCUGGCCCCCAUGGCCCAGGCACGAGCAGAGGCCCGAGGUCCCAUGGAUGGAAGGAUGCCUUCCAGUGGAUGUCUGCCCACGUCUCCCCGAACACCCUGUGGGAUGCCAUAUCAUGGGGCACUCUGGCUGUGCUGGCCCUGCAGCUGGCAAGGCAGAUCCACUUCCAGGCAUCCCUGCCAGCAGGACCUUGGUGGAUGGAACACUGCUCUUGGCGCAUUCCCCUGAACCGUUUCCUCUCAUCUCCCUUGUGGCAUCCGUGCUCCUCACUGCGUAGGCACAUUCUGCCCCUCCCUGAUGGCCCAGCUCCCAGGCAUACUGGCUUCAGCAAACCCAGACUUAGCCAGGAAGAACCCUCAACUCAGCCCAAGAGCUUCUCCUCACACGGCUCCUUGACAGCAGCUGGUCUUCACGACCCCUCUGAGGAAGGUCCCAGUGAUUUUGGCUUCCUUCCCUCCGGCAGUAGCUUUCAGUCUAAGGCAAACCCAGGCCAGCCUCAGCCCACUGGUGAAAAGAAGGAACAAGAUAAAUCAAGAACUCUUCCCCUCGAGGAGGCUGUGACUUCCAUUCAGCAGCUCUUCCAGCUCAGUGUUUCCAUCAUUUUUAAUUUUCUUGGGACCGAGAACAUGAAGAAUGGGGACUAUACGGCAGCCUUUUCUUACUUCCAGAAAGCUGCCGACCACGGCUAUAGCAAAGCACAGUACAACGUGGGCUUGUGUCAUGAGCAUGGCAGGGGCACCCCUAGAGACAUUAACAAGGCGGUCCACUAUUACCAAUUGGCUGCCAGCCAGGGCCACAGCCUGGCUCAGUACCGCUAUGCCAGGUGCCUACUGCAAGACCCAGCCUCCUCAUGGGACCCUGUGCGGCAGAGGGCAGUGUCCAUGCUGAAGCAGGCUGCAGACUCAGGUUUGAGAGAGGCCCAAGCUUUCCUCGGGGUGCUUUUCACCAAGGAGCCAUACCUGGAUGAGCACAGAGCUGUGAAAUAUCUUUGGCUUGCAGCCAACAAUGGGGACUCCCAGAGCAGGUACCACUUGGGAAUUUGCUAUGAGAAGGGCCUUGGUGUGCAAAGGAAUCUGGGAGAGGCUGUGAAAUGUUACCAGCAGUCAGCGGCUCUGGGAAAUGAGCCCGCCCAGGAGAGGCUGCGGACCCUCUUUUCCAUGGAGGCAGCAGCCCCAGGGCCCAGCAACCUGGCAGUUACAGGAGUGAAGUCUUUCUCCAGCCCCUCCCUCUGCAGCCUGAACACCUUGCUGGCAGGAGCCUCACGCAUCCCACAUGCCUCAAGUACAGGAAACCUUGGCCUCCUCUGCAGAAGUAGGCAUCUCGGAGCCAGCCCUGGAUACCCCAGUGGGACCAUCCCUCCACACCCCUACUCCUUGGAAAGGAGUCUUGUAAGACUGGGUUUUGGCUAAGACCUUCUCACUUCAGCCCUAAAGAUGGAGCCUGUGGGUUCUCAGAGAGAGAUCACAGCUUGAGUCUCAAAGAAGAGGCCAGUUUUAUACACACCUUCCCAAAAACCUUAAGCACCUUCCCCAGCACAGUAAAGAAGAGGAAAGUGUAUGAAGACCCAUGUUCUGGCUCCGCCACUUGCCAGGCCAUGUCGCCUGAAGCAGUGACUGACUCACUAUAUUGUUUCCUAAGUGGUAGACCAGGGGCAGUGGUGUCUGCCCUCCUACCUUAUAGGACUGAUACGAGGACAUUUCACUGCAGGGGGGACCUCAGUGCUCACAUAGGCUCAGGGGGGCAGAGUGAUGCCCCUGGUUGCAUGGCUUUAUGAGUCUCUAGGCCAGGAUGAGGACUCGGACCCAUUGAUUCCCAGCCCAGGGUUCUUUUCUACCACUUCACACUGUAAUUUUAUGGGAAAGCAUUAUUAUUGUCCUACCGAUGUGAGGGGUAAAUGGAGAUUGAGCACCUGGAGUCUUGGAGCAGGAGAGUGUGGAUUUUGAGCCCUGUUUGGGAAAGUUGUACCAGAAAUGUGUGGGUUUUUAAUAAAACAGAUACUGGAUUAUCUCA